UCUUAUCAUUGAGAGCCCUUGUCCCUUGCCAAGAUCUGAUUGCAUUUCCCUACUUUACAGGGUAGAUAGUGGAAGCGUAAUCUUCAAGUUCUUAUCUUUUUGUUCCUUUUUGUUGAGGGGACAUAGGCCCAGAAGAACUAACAAGAUAUUUGAGAUCUGUCUCUUUGGUUUCAGUUCAGGGUCCAAUUGAGGAAUGCCAAGAUAAAAUGGGGAGGAAGGGAAAUUGGUUUUCUAGUGUGAAGAAAGCUCUCAGCCCUGAGUCAAAGGACAAGAAAGACCAGAAAUCAAGUGGAUCAAAGAAGAAAUGGUUUGGGAAGCAAAAAUUGCAGACUUCAGACUCACACUUGGAAACUGAUAAAACACCUCCUCUUCCUCCACCUGAGGAGAUUAUUGUAACUCAUGUUGAGAAUGAAAACAGUCAUGAUCAUGUUGAAGUUGCAACUGCAGUGGAUGUUGAGGAACCUGUUCCUGCUGUUCAGACAGAAGCUGCUGCUGAGGUUCAAGCCACUACAAUUGUUCAGUUUGCCAGUAAACCAAACGAUCAAGUGGCAGCAACCAAGAUUCAAACAGCUUUUCGGGGAUACUUGGCAAGAAGAGCAUUGAAGGCUUUAAGGGGGUUGGUCAGGUUGAAGUCGUUGAUGGAAGGACCAGUGGUAAAACGUCAAGCCAUUAGUACCCUACGCUCUAUGCAGACUUUAGCUCAUGUGCAAUCUCAGAUUCGUUCUAGGAGGCUCAGGAUGUUAGAGGAUAAUCAAGCUCUUCAAAAACAGCUCUUGCAGAAGCACACAAAAGAGCUAGAGAGCAUGCGGAUUGGGGAGGAAUGGGAUGACAGCCUACAAUCAAAAGAACAAAUUGAAGCCAAGUUACUAAGCAAGUAUGAGGCUACUGUGAGAAGAGAAAGAGCAAUGGCUUAUUCAUUCUCUCACCAGCAAAACUCGAAGAAUCCAUCGAGAUCGAUGAAUCCAAUGUUCAUGGAUCCAACCAAUCCUGCCUGGGGUUGGAGCUGGUUGGAACGAUGGAUGGCAGCCCGGCCAUGGGAGAGCCCUAACAUGAUGGAGAAAGAGAAGAAUGACCAUUCAUCUGUAAAAAGUUCAGGCCGCGGCAUUACCAGUGCUGAAAUCAGCAAAUCAUUUGCUCGUUUUCAACUCAAUUCUGAAAAGCAUUCUCCAACAGCCAGCCAAAAUCCAGGCUCACCUAACUUUCAGUCUCAUUCAAAUCCUCCCAAGCCAGCAGCUUCAGCUUCUGCAACAGUUUCUAAGAAAUUGAAGAAGGGUAGCCCAAAGGACAGCUUGGUUAUGGAUGAUGACACCAAAAGCAUGGUAAGCGUGCAAUCAGACCGGCUGCGGAGGCACUCCAUUGCUGGAUCAACUGUGGGAGAUGAUGAAAGCCUAGCAAACUCUCCAGCACUUCCAAGUUAUAUGGUGCCAACUAAAUCUGCAAAAGCUAAGUCCAAGAUGCAAAGUCCAUUAGCCUCAGAGAAUAAGACCCCAGAAAAGGGGUCCUUUGGGAGUGCAAAGAAAAGGCUCUCUUUCCCAGCUUCCCCUGCCAGACCAAGACGGCAUUCAGGUCCACCAAAGGUAGAAAGCAGCUUAAAUGCUGAAAUCACUGUGGGCAAUGGUGUGGUUGGUUGAAAUAUCAUGAAAGAAAUAAGACAAAAAGUUCAUUUGAAGUGUCCAUUUAUUUAUUUGUUUAUCCGAAUGUGUAUCUUGUCAUUUCUUGGAGGCUAUUGAUUUGGGUGUAAAAACUGCUUUUUACUUACUACAUUUAUCUAUUUGUAUUUUCAUGUAUUUAAUCACAAUUUGCCUAGAGGGGAUGAAAGGUGGUUCAUGAUAGUAUUAUAAUAAAAGAACAAGUCAGCUGUCAGAAUCCUUUCGGAGC
This is a messenger RNA of Gastrolobium bilobum, 1878 nucleotides long. RefSeq names its product protein IQ-DOMAIN 2. Bases 207 to 1631 code for a protein of 474 amino acids. NCBI's taxonomy places the organism in Eukaryota, Viridiplantae, Streptophyta, Magnoliopsida, Fabales, Fabaceae. Gene Ontology annotation, molecular function: protein binding. The transcript has 6 exons. The record is from RefSeq and is a predicted model, not a curated record.